UGACGUGUGUGAAGCAGAUGCAGGAGCCCAGCUUCCCCUGCCUCAGGUACUUCCUGGCCUGUGGGAACCAGUCGCAGCUCUUCCUGUCCCAGCUGCAGGGCUACAGCGCCGUCUUCUGGCAUGGAGACCAUGAGGACAGGAACUACAGUGUUGUGAACGUGGAGAAAGGUCAGCUGGAGGUCAAGAGGAUGUCAUGUCCCGGCAGCAGAAUCAGCUGCCAGAUGAAGAUCGGUAACACUCUGUGGAUCGCCACCGAGAGUCUGGCCCGAGUGUUUGCUGGGAUGUCUGAUGGUCUGCUGGCUGUUUACACCUUGGUGGACGACCUUCCUCUGGACGGAGAGACCUACCUAUGUUCACAUACUCUAAAUAAAACUGUGUUUGGUCUAAAGGACUCUGAUCCCAGGCAGAGACCUUGUCCAGUCAGGACCAUGUCUCUGGUCAGCAGUGGCUCUCAGUUAUGGUUCUCCAAUGGCCCUGGUCUCCUGAUUAUUGACUCUCUGAGUCUUCAGGCCGUUAGAAGACUGGAUUUGUACAAACCACCAUCCUCUAUAAUCAGCAUAGCCACCAGCUUCUGCCUGUGGGGAGAAGAGGCAGUCUGGACCCUGGAUGACCAUACCAACACCCUGCUGUUGUACCACGUUGCCUCCUACGAGCUCUGUGCCUCAUACUGCUGCAGGGAGAUCAGUCCUUUUCGGGACAUCUUUAACGUGAAGCGUCCUGCAGGUGUUGCUACGGUGACUGCUGAUGAGAGCAACACAUCUUACCCCAAUGGGAAUGUGGACUGGACAAGUAGAGAGGUUACCGUGUUCCACAGCAAGGAGGCAGGAACUCAGAUCAUCCAGCACCAGGACUCUGUGACGGACUACUGUUCCAUUGUGUCCAAGUCCUCUCUGGAACCUUCAGAGUUGGACUCUCUGAGCCCCACAGACUGCAGUUUGUCCAACAGUGGCAGCUGUGUGCUGCUCAACACAGAACCAGUGGAUUCAGGUGGGGACCAGGAUCAGCAGGGAUCCACCAACACCAAACCUGGAUCUGCAGAGACCAUGGAACCCUCAACAUCCCAGCUUCUGCAGGCCUUCACUUUGCUGCCGGUCAAUGGGUCYCUGUGGAUCCCCAGUUCUGGAGGAGGCGGCGCUCGUGGCCAGGGACACGGUUGUUUGUGGGUUUCAGGGGAAGAACUCAGACUGGACCCUGGUGGUCUGGAGGUCCUGGGGCUGCUGUGAGCUGGAGGUCUUCUACCAGUCCUACGAGAAGCUCAACUCUCUGGAGCUCAGCAUGAGGAAGAGAAGGUAGCAGUGAGGGAGCUUAGGGGGUCCUGACCUGACCCCCACUGAGAUCUGACCCCCCAMAGGAAACAGAACAUCUGGACCAACAACAAACUGAUGCUUUCACUUUAUUUUAUUUGGACUUGAAGACUUCUUUUACCUCUUUUAUUAUGAAACUUUCUGAACUCACAGGCAGAUCACUCCCUCCACUCCCUCCUGAGGGUCUGCCUGCCUGCAGGUGGAUCUGGAGUCUGAUCCAGGUGAAAACUCUUUUCUCUUGAUAAAAACAAACAGCUCUGUAAAACCUGAUUUUAACAGAACCUUCUGGUCCUGACAGACCCACCAGAGUCCACCUGAACCCACCAGAGUCCACCUGGACCCACCAGAGUCCACCUGGACCCACCAGAGUCCACCUGGACACGUGUGGGUUCUGGAGAAAAAAACUGUUUUGAACUUUGUUUGAUAUUUUAUAUUAAAGCAUUGUGUCAUGUGAAGAAAUAAAAAUAUUCUGGUUCUGAUUCUUUGGACUCC
This is a messenger RNA of Austrofundulus limnaeus, 1796 nucleotides long. RefSeq names its product leucine-rich repeat serine/threonine-protein kinase 1. Gene Ontology annotation, molecular function: protein kinase activity; protein binding; ATP binding. The record is from RefSeq and is a predicted model, not a curated record. Gene Ontology annotation, cellular component: cytoplasm. Gene Ontology annotation, biological process: protein phosphorylation; signal transduction. Lineage: Eukaryota; Metazoa; Chordata; Actinopteri; Cyprinodontiformes; Rivulidae.